Messenger RNA from Drosophila innubila, 453 nucleotides. RefSeq lists its product as uncharacterized. The coding region runs from base 1 to 453 and encodes 150 amino acids. The record is from RefSeq and is a predicted model, not a curated record. The transcript has a single exon. Lineage: Eukaryota; Metazoa; Arthropoda; Insecta; Diptera; Drosophilidae.
AUGCAAGCCAUAACAAUAGCAUUGGGAUGUGUCCUCUUGGCCACUUGCCUAUCCUACUUGCCAGGAACCGACGGGCAGGCGUGCACAGCACCUGACACUCCAGCUGGAUGCACAGAUUGCACUGACCCUCUCAAUGUGUUAUCCCCCGACUGUCUCACGACAACCGUGGCCCCCGACACAACUGUUGCUGUUGAUACAACGGUUGCUGGUGACACCACGGUUGCCGGAGAAACAACAACUGCCUCCUCCUCAGACACGACGACUCCAGCCACCAGCGGAGGCACGAAGAAGAAGAAGACGAUUAAGUUCAAGAUCGUGAGGAAACCUGGCAAGAAGGUCAUCCGUAGACGUCGCAAGGGAGGCAAGAAGGAUUGGCUGUUAAAUAAGUUUCAAUAUCCAACAACCAACAAGCCGGAUACUGGAUGCACAGAAUGCACCAGUUCAAGUCCUUAA